Molecule: messenger RNA, 1812 nt
Organism: Salvelinus namaycush (lake trout)
Lineage: Eukaryota; Metazoa; Chordata; Actinopteri; Salmoniformes; Salmonidae
Product: potassium voltage-gated channel subfamily C member 1-like
Exons: 3
Coding region: 13-1812 (599 amino acids)
Biological process (GO): potassium ion transmembrane transport; protein homooligomerization
Cellular component (GO): voltage-gated potassium channel complex; axon; dendrite membrane
Molecular function (GO): delayed rectifier potassium channel activity; protein binding
Source: RefSeq, a predicted model, not a curated record
CUAAGCGACGCAAUGGGACAAGGCGACGAGAACGAUCGUAUUGUGAUUAACGUGGGAGGUAUCAGACACCAGACCUACCGUAGCACCCUUCGUACAUUACCGGGCACCCGGUUAGCUUGGCUCGCCGAGCCCGAUGCCCACAGUCACUUUGACUAUGAUCCCAAGAUUGAAGAAUUUUUCUUUGACCGGCACCCGGGUGUGUUUGCCCACAUCCUCAAUUACUAUAGGACCGGGAAGUUGCACUGCCCUGCAGAUGUUUGCGGCCCGUUGUACGAGGAGGAGUUGGCAUUUUGGGGUAUCGAUGAGACUGACGUGGAACCAUGUUGUUGGAUGACUUAUCGGCAACAUCGAGAGGCCGAGGAGGCAUUGGAUAGUUUUGGGGGUGGGCCCCCCGAGAAUUCAGAGGAGGAUGGGGAUGAGGAAACGCUGGGAAUGAUCAAUAGGUUGGCUCUUGAUGGACCAGAUGCCAAAUCCGGGGGGCAUUGGCGACGUUGGCAGCGGUUGCUUUGGGCACUCUUCGAGGAUCCCUAUUCUUCUAAAUAUGCAAGGUGGAUAGCCUUUGCCUCCCUGUUCUUCAUCCUGGUUUCCAUCACCACCUUCUGCCUGGAGACACAUGAGGCCUUCAACCCCAUCAUCAACCGGACGGAAAUUGACCCGCUGGACAACAGCACGCGGGUCUACCAGGAGACUGAGACCGUGGUCUUCCUCACCUAUAUAGAGGGGGUCUGUGUGCUGUGGUUUACAUUUGAGUUCAUAAUGCGAGUGACAUUCUGUCCGAGCAAGCUGGAGUUUUUCCGUAACACCCUCAACAUCAUCGACUUUAUUGCCAUCAUGCCCUUCUACCUGGAGGUGGGGCUGAGUGGGCUCUCUUCCAAGGCGGCUAAGGAUGUACUGGGUUUCCUACGUGUGGUACGCUUUGUCCGGAUCCUCCGGAUCUUUAAGCUGACUCGGCACUUUGUGGGACUGCGUGUCCUGGGUCAUACACUCCGAGCCAGCACCAAUGAGUUCCUGCUCCUCAUCAUCUUCCUCGCCCUGGGUGUGCUCAUUUUCGCCACUAUGAUCUACUAUGCUGAAAGGAUUGGUGCCAAGCCCAAUGAUCCCCGAGCCAGCGAGCACACACACUUCAAGAACAUUCCUAUUGGAUUCUGGUGGGCGGUGGUGACCAUGACAACCCUUGGCUAUGGAGACAUGUACCCUCAGACAUGGUCUGGCAUGCUGGUGGGAGCCCUGUGUGCUCUGGCUGGUGUGCUGACUAUCGCCAUGCCAGUGCCUGUUAUUGUCAAUAACUUUGGGAUGUAUUACUCCCUGGCGAUGGCCAAGCAGAAGUUACCAAAGAAAAAGAACAAGCAUAUCCCCCGCGCCCCACUUCUGGGCUCCCCCAAUUACUGUAGGUCGGAGGUAACCUCACCUCACCACAGCACGCAGGACGACACAUGGCCCCUGGCCCCACAAGAACCACCAGAAGAGAUCUUAGAAAUAAACAGAGCAGCUCCACAAGCUGUUUUUCAAGAUCCCAAAGUGAACGGGGAAACGUCCAAGGAGUCAGCCAAGAGAGCAGCCAAGGAGUUAGCCAAGGAGUCAGCCAAGGAGUCAGCCAAGGAUUCAGCUAAGGAGUCAGCCAAGGAGUCAGCCAAGGAGGCAGAAAAAGCAGCACUGGCCAAUGAAGACUGUCCCCACAUAGACCAGAUCAUGUCACCUGACGACGGACAGAUCUUAAGCCCUAUUGACCGGUCCGAGCAGCAGCCCUGCUUCCUGCUGGCCAUGGGCGGGCGGCCAGGCCACACGGCGGCCAGAGUCAGGAAGGGUACGUAA